Molecule: messenger RNA, 2161 nt
Organism: Tuber aestivum (summer truffle)
Lineage: Eukaryota; Fungi; Ascomycota; Pezizomycetes; Pezizales; Tuberaceae
Source: the annotation of a GenBank genome assembly
AUUCACGUCACACAGCAUCCCCCAUCGAUCACCCCAACCGUGCUCCGGGUCAAUAUCAUAUUACUGUCUAAUAUGAAAACCCCGUUUCUAUUCUAAACCAUCCAUCCCCCUCCACCUCCCUUCUCUCCUCCCUACUAAGCCUAACUAUCAGCGAGAACAACAAUCGCGGACAAUCACCGCCUCCAUGGAUCCCGCAUCCGGGCGGGCCAAGCCGCCCUCGGAAGUCUCGAAUCCCCGUCGUCUAUUGAUCCUCGCACUCCGAUACGCCGUCUCCCCAAAGGAAUACGCGGUUCUCCGCCGUCGCAUACUACUCAAAGGCCCGGUGGGUCUUCGCGCCGUGACGCCAUCCAAGAACCAGUUCGAUGCAGUAUGCUAUGAGCCGGGGCGGGACGACUACCUUCCUGCGGCAAGCAGAGCUGGCCUUCGGGUUUUCCUGUUGAGUAACGUGGCACUGAAUUCGUGGGAUGUUGUCGUGGGGCGAUCGGCCAGGGGACGGCGGAAGGGUGGUAGCAAUGAUAUAGCGAAGAAAGCGAUAGAGACGGUGACCGGGGCGGCGCUGUUCAAGAGUCCGAAUUUCCUCUUCUCGCUGUCGUUGAGCACACUGGUUGUUACUCACCGGUUACUCUAUAAGUUUUUCUUCAGUCUUCGGGAGAAUUUGUUGCUUCCGCAGGCACGUACGUUUCGGCUGAGACACCCGAGGGUUGCAAAGCUUUUCUUAUCGAGGCUCUCGCCGUCGAUUGGGGCAGCGUUGGCGGGGUUGGCAUUGUUGAUCCAUCCUGUGGGGGAUAGGAGGGCCACCGUUUCUACCUGGGCUUUUGUGAAGGCGUUGGAGUUUUGUUACAAUAGGUUGGAGGAUGAAGGGUGGUUUCAGAAUAAGCCUUGGGUACUUUCCCCUAAGUUUUUUCUGGUGUGUGUGGCGCUGAUGAAUUGGCGAGGGUAGUGGUUUGGGUCGUGGAUGCUGUUCCCAAUUGCUUCGGGGCAGUUGCUUUACGCUUUCGUUUUCGAUAGAGAUUGUUUCCCGUCUGAGUAUGGGAGUUUCAUCAUGGGGUAUUCGAAGGAGUAUGUCCAAGCUCGGCCGGUAGGCUAUCCGGGCCAUUUGCAAUGGCCGGGAACGUAUGAUAUCGUGGACGGCUUAGGGAAGAUUGCAGGGCUAAAUUAUCCGUAUGUUUUGUUCUACCCUCCCAUCACUCACGUCAAAUCACUAACCCUCCACCUCUAGCCCCUUCAACUCCGCAAUCCUAUAUCCCGACGCGAAUCCCCUCCCAAAAUCCCUCCAGCGGGUCUCCCCAAUUGUCUCCCCCGCUCAUCCUACGAUAACCUCCCUCCAAUGUGCCCUCCUGCACCCGCAUGAACCUAGCUGCCUAAAAACAUAUCUAGCAUUUUGGGCCUCGGAGUUUACCUCUGUAGCGAAGUUCAUGUCAGUGGUCUAUGCCAUAUCCUGGCUCCCCCGCUACAAAGCCUUCCUACGCAACCCGGUAGACACGCUCGGGAAGCUCUCAAAGUCUACCCUCCUGACUACCGUGUUCACCACGGGAUCGGUGGGAACCUCCUGGGGCAUGGCCUGCUUGUUUCAAAAACUUUUACCCAGGCACUUGCUUCCAAAAGGACGGUACUGGCUUGGCGGGUUCAUUGGCGGGUUAUGGGCGAUUGUGGAUUCUAGGGGUGGUCGCGGAAAUUUUUUGUACAUUUUUAGGGCUGGGUUGGUUAGUGCCUGGAAGGUGCUUGUUAAGAAGGGUUAUGUUAAGGGCGUCAAGUGCGUUCUCCUCCCCUCUCCAUUGUCCGAGUGACUAAUUGUGGGGUAUAGAAAUGGUGAUGUAUACCUGUUCAUCCUAGCGCUAGCGAUCAUCAAUUCGCUAUUUGACACUGAGGCACAUACUGUUUCCGGAAGCUUUUCUAGGAGUGUUUUAAGCUCUGUGCGCGGACGGGGGUUGAAGGACCCUGUUAAGGAGGCGGAGGGGGUGUUGGAUAAGGGGAAGGGGAAGGAAGUAGAUACUAGUGAAGCCAUGGCUGUGGGGGGGAAGUGAUUGUUGGAGCUUCUGUUUUUUUGGGGGGGGGUUUGUAAGAUCUUGAUGGAAUAGGGGGUAACUUUUUUAUUUUUUAGCCUAGCUUCGAGCAAUAAGGAUAUGCUCUGGGGGGUAAUAUAGUAAUUGACUUCACCUGG